AUAAAUCCUCUGUACCACAGAGUUUUGUUCAGAAAGCUGCUGGAGCUCAGCAGCUCCUCGUUCUCUCUGAUGAUGGAGAUCCAGGAGGGAGCAGAGCUCUGCUUUCCAGAACUCCUAAAUGCCUCCUGCAGGAAGCCCACAGCUCCUCAGUCUCAAGCCGUGAUCUUACAGAUUCUGCUGUUUCUUAUCUCUGUGGUGACUGUGGUCCUCAACCUGCUGGUCAUCAUCUCAGUCUCACAUUUCAGGCAGCUUCACGUCCCCUCCAACCUCCUCCUCGUCUCUCUGGCUGUCUCAGACUUCCUUGUGGGUCUGGUGCUGAUGCCCAGUGAAAUCCUUCUCCAAAUAUCCUGCUGGUUUCUUGGUGAUCUGUUGUGUUCAUUAUAUAACUUUGUUACAUUUAUCGUCACCUCUGCCUCAGUAGGAAACAUGGUGCUCAUCUCCAUCGACCGUUACUUUGCUAUCUGUGUCCCUCUACAUUAUCAAACCAGAGUCACUGUGGAAAGAGUCACACUGUGUAUUUGUGUGUGUUGGUGUGGUUCUGUUUUGUACAACGGCCUCAUUCUAAAGAAAGAACUGAGUCAACCGGGCAGGUUUAACUCCUGUUACGGCGAGUGUGUGAUUGUCAUUACCUUCACUGCAGGAGCUGCUGACCUUGUUGUGACCUUUAUUGCCCCCAUUAUCGUCAUCGUCGUUCUGUAUUUGAGGGUGUUUGUGGUGGCUGUGUCUCAGGCUCGGGCCAUGCGCUUACCCGUUUUAGCCAUCACGCACGAACAGUCAGUGCACGUAAGUGUGAAGAAAUCUGAGAUGAAAGCAGCCAAGACUCUUGGUGUCGUUGUCCUUGUUUUCUUAAUCAGUUUCUUUCCGUAUUACUGCAUCGGCCUUACCAGGGAAAAUUCAGUCAGUGGUUCAGCUGCUUCAUUUGUUCUCUAUCUGUACUAUUUAAACUCCUGUCUGAACCCUUUGAUUUAUGCAUUAUUCUACCCGUGGUUUAGAAAAGCCAUUAAACUCAUUGUUACUCGCAAGUUUCUGCAGCCAGACUCCUGUGAGGCCAACAUACUGUAA
Messenger RNA from Thalassophryne amazonica, 1062 nucleotides. Its product is annotated as trace amine-associated receptor 13c-like. Gene Ontology annotation, molecular function: trace-amine receptor activity. Gene Ontology annotation, biological process: G protein-coupled receptor signaling pathway. The record is from RefSeq and is a predicted model, not a curated record. The transcript has 2 exons. NCBI's taxonomy places the organism in Eukaryota, Metazoa, Chordata, Actinopteri, Batrachoidiformes, Batrachoididae. Gene Ontology annotation, cellular component: membrane. Bases 70 to 1062 code for a protein of 330 amino acids.